Molecule: messenger RNA, 573 nt
Organism: Nymphaea colorata (pocket water lily)
Lineage: Eukaryota; Viridiplantae; Streptophyta; Magnoliopsida; Nymphaeales; Nymphaeaceae
Product: brassinosteroid LRR receptor kinase BRL3-like
Exons: 2
Coding region: 1-573 (190 amino acids)
Molecular function (GO): protein binding
Source: RefSeq, a predicted model, not a curated record
AUGGUGGGGUUGGUCAGCCUCGAUUUGGCCUACACUUGGCUCAUCGGCACUAUCCCAGCUUCCAUGGCUCGCCUGUGCAACCUGACCUACCUGUCCCUAAACCACAACGGGCUCACCGGGGCCAUACCAUCUGGAAUCGGUGGGCUUCCCUUGAUUCACAACCUCGACCUCAACUACGAUCGGCUCAGGGGGCAGGUGCCAUUCCGGAAGGAGGUGGUGGAGCGGUUGGGCCCCAAGCUCAAGCUCACCGGAAACAACGGCCUGUGUCUCGGCUCAGAGAUUGUCGGCACCGGCUUGGUCAGGUUGGACGUCAAUGGCUGCAUCUCUGACAACGUCGCCCAGUCGUUGGCCCGUGAUGGCUCAGUGCAGCAGGUGGGGGAAGGAAGAAAAAAUGGCGUGAAGAUGAUGGUGAAGCUAGAGAUGGCGAUCAUCCUCCACCACAUGGUGCUCAACUUCCAAUGGGAGCCCUUCGAGCAGGAUCACCCCAUCGCCUUCCCCUUCGUCGAAUUCCCCGAAGGCCUCCCCAUUAAAGUUCACAAGCUUUCUGCCACCACAGUUGAUUGGAAUCCAUGA